Molecule: messenger RNA, 498 nt
Organism: Neurospora crassa OR74A
Lineage: Eukaryota; Fungi; Ascomycota; Sordariomycetes; Sordariales; Sordariaceae
Exons: 2
Coding region: 1-498 (165 amino acids)
Biological process (GO): peptidyl-serine phosphorylation; autophagosome organization; autophagy
Cellular component (GO): autophagosome; cytoplasm
Molecular function (GO): ATP binding; protein serine/threonine kinase activity
Source: RefSeq, a predicted model, not a curated record
AUGCAUUCCGGAACCAGAAGCAGCUUCAAUAACGGCUCAAAUCGCUCGGGCUUUGCUUCAUAUGCAUACCAGAAGCCUGGUUCACAGGGAUCUCAAACCGCUGGUCCAACAUGGCAUGUAAAGGUCGCCGAUUUUGGAAUCACAAGGGACCUGAGUAACACAGUGGCCGGGACACAUCAGAUUGGGACUUUCGGCUACAUGGCUCCUGAACUGUGGCACACGUCUGAACGUUAUACAUCCGCGGUUGAUGUAUGGGCCCUCGGAGCCAUCGCCUUCUGCAUGCGAACAGGAUCGCCCCCUUUUCCCAAUCCCUUAACACUGGCCAACUACCCGGAAGACCCUACCGUAUUUCCCACCCUUAAGCUACGCUCCUCUACCCAGCCUUGCAGGGGGUUCAUCACAGGCGCCAUGGCGGCCAUCCCCCAAGAACGAUUAACAAUCAUCGAAGCUGUGGGGCAUUAUUGGCUGUCCAGAGAUAUGAAUGUUUCAAAGAGGUAA